This is a messenger RNA of Acinonyx jubatus (cheetah), 1583 nucleotides long. It is a transcript of the gene RWDD1, whose product is annotated as RWD domain containing 1. The transcript has 9 exons. The record is from RefSeq and is a predicted model, not a curated record. Gene Ontology annotation, biological process: cytoplasmic translation. Lineage: Eukaryota; Metazoa; Chordata; Mammalia; Carnivora; Felidae. Bases 969 to 1412 code for a protein of 147 amino acids. Gene Ontology annotation, molecular function: protein binding.
GCUUGCAGCGACUUCGUCCCGCCUCGACACGCGUGGCCAACUUUCAGUCUAGACUCAUCGAGCAAGGAUGUCGCGUUGAGUGGCUUCUCAGGCUCAGGCCCUGAAAAGCCCAGGAACGGGCCCCUACGUGUCCGUAGCGAAUGCCAGGGCGGGUGCCUUCACCAUCCCAGCAAAUCCCAAGCGGCCGUGGGACGGGCGGCUACUUAUCGCUCCGCUCAGGCCUAACGAGUCGAACGCGGAACUAGCGAGCAGGCGGAAGCCUCGUUCGGGGCUGUUGCUCAGCAGGCCGGGCCUGGCUUUGGGCCCCGGGCCUCCCAGCCUGGGACUCUGCGCCUGCGCCCGUGCGGCCGCGGCCUGCUCUCCCGGCGCGGCCGCGGUCCCUGCUGCAGCGCGCCGCCUGGGUGGCUGGGCGGUCCAUGGGCAGCAGCGAGGGCCACGAUGACAGAUUACGGCGAGGAGCAGCGCAAUGAGCUGGAGGCUCUGGAGUCCAUCUACCCCGACUCCUUUACAGGCAGAUGUCUCUCAACUACCCCUGUAUAGCUCCAGUCCUGUUCAUGUUCUCUCUCUCCAGCAGUACAGCUGUGCUGUGAGGAUGUUAAGGGGAUGAGUGAAGAGGGGUUUGAGAGUGUCAUUAACUGGCUUGAUUGCACAUUGAUCCAAUCCUCCUAACAACUAGUCUUCCAAAAUAUAAAUGGACUCUUCUGAUACCACAUUCUCCUUCAGUAGUGCUUCACUUGACAAGGCCCUGCUAAGUAUUAUCAGAAAAUCCACCCAGUUUCACCAUUACUGUGACAUCUGAGGCUGGAGAAAAUGAUGAAACUGUCCAGACUACCCUCAAGUUUACAUACAGUGAAAAAUACCCAGAUGAAGCCCCUCUUUAUGAAAUAUUCUCCCAGGAAAAUCUAGAAGAUAAUGAUGUCUCAGACAUUUUAAAACUAUUAGCAUUACAGGCAGAAGAAAAUCUUGGUAUGGUGAUGAUCUUUACUUUAGUGACAGCUGUGCAAGAAAAAUUAAAUGAAAUAGUAGAUCAAAUAAAAACUAGAAGAGAAGAAGAAAAGAAACAAAAAGAAAAAGAAGCGGAGGAAGCUGAAAAGCAAUUAUUUCAUGGCACUCCUGUUACAAUUGAGAAUUUCUUAAGUUGGAAGGCCAAGUUUGAUGCAGAACUCUUGGAAAUUAAAAAGAAACGAAUGAAAGAAGAAGAGCAAGCAGGAAAAAAUAAAUUAAGUGGGAAACAGCUAUUUGAAACAGACCAUAAUCUUGACACAUCUGAUAUCCAGUUUUUGGAGGAUGCUGGAAACAAUGUGGAGGUAGAUGAAUCUCUGUUCCAGGAAAUGGAUGACUUGGAGCUAGAGGAUGAUGACGAUGAUCCGGACUACAAUCCUGCUGACCCAGAGAGUGAUUUGACUGACUGAUGGACUAUCCGCAUCCGCAGAGAGGCGUGACUGCCACAGCAUCUGUGGCUGUGCUGAGGUGUUGAUUUUUCUUUCUUUUUUUCUAAGAAAAAAUAAUUCUCAGGAGAAUAUUCUUCUGAUAGCUUUCAUCAUUGAACUUAAUAAACUGACCUUAAAAUUUCAAAUAUAAAA